AUGAGGUUGCUAGACAUAAGAGGAUUGCACCUGAGCGGUGCUAAAUAUGACGGUAGUCUCCCGAGAUCAGAUAGCCUCCCUCGACGCUUCUGCACAACCGAGCUCGUCGAGCAGACGCCCCUUUACCACUACCGCAAAACGAACAAGCUGCGCAGCAGCACCCUGGCGAGCAUGGCGCCCCCGACGACUAGCAAGAAGCGCAAGCUGGGCGAGGAUAAGGGGACGAAGUACUAUGCUGUGCGGGCGGGCAAGGUGCCGGGUGUCUACAUGACUUGGUUGGAGUGCCAGAAGCAGAUUACUGGAUUCAGGGGAUCUUCUCACAAAUCCUUCUUCAGCGAGAAGGAGGCUCUCGAUUUCGUGGCCGGGAAGAGCGGAUCCGCGAAUGGAGAAGAGAAGUUCUACGGCGUUGCAGUGGGUCAUCUACCAGGCGUAUACACCAACUGGGCGGACGCCAACGAGCAGAUUCUGGGUGCUGAGAAGCCGAAAUUUAAGAAAUUUGAGACGCGCAAGGAGGCAGAAGCGUUCGUGAGGAGUGGUGCGGUUGCGCAACGUAAGAAGGUGGAGGCUAAGAGAGCUGUCAAGGAUGACGAUGGGGAGGAGGGAGGGGAGGACGAGGAGGACGAGGACGAGGACGAUGACGAGGACGAGGACGAGGAGGACGAGGACGAGGAAGAGGACGAGGACGAUGACGAGGAGAACGAGGACGAGGAGGAGCCGGUGUCAAAGAAGGCGAAGACGAAGUUGAGCAAGGUGAUCAAGGUCUACACGGAUGGUAGCGCACUGGGAAAUGGGAGGACGGGUGCCGUUGCUGGGGUUGGGGUUUUCUUUGGAGUUGGAGAUUCACGCAACGUCUCUGAACCCCUUGAGGGGAUGCCCCAAACCAACAACCGCGCCGAGCUCACGGGCAUCCUGCGCGCGCUCCAGAUCGCACCCAAAGACAAGGACAUGGAGAUCGUGACCGAUAGUAACUACUCGAUCAACUGCGUGACGGUCUGGUUCCGCGGAUGGGCUGCCAAGGGCUGGAAGAAGUCCGACGGCAAGGACGCCGAGAACACGGAUCUGAUCAAGGCAAUUCGGGAGCUGAUUGAUGAGCGAGAUGAGAAUGGGAAGGAGACGAAGUUCACCUGGAUCAAGGGGCAUAACGAUGAUCCGGGUAAUACGGCGGCGGAUAGGCUGGCAGUCGCUGGGGCCCAGAAUGCGCAGUCUGCGAGGCGUUAG
Messenger RNA from Drepanopeziza brunnea f. sp. 'multigermtubi' MB_m1, 1218 nucleotides. RefSeq lists its product as uncharacterized. Gene Ontology annotation, biological process: DNA replication, removal of RNA primer. Gene Ontology annotation, molecular function: RNA-DNA hybrid ribonuclease activity; magnesium ion binding; nucleic acid binding. The record is from RefSeq and is a predicted model, not a curated record. NCBI's taxonomy places the organism in Eukaryota, Fungi, Ascomycota, Leotiomycetes, Helotiales, Drepanopezizaceae.